Neurospora tetraspora is the source of this 435-nucleotide messenger RNA. RefSeq names its product ring-box 1. The transcript has 3 exons. The record is from RefSeq and is a predicted model, not a curated record. Lineage: Eukaryota; Fungi; Ascomycota; Sordariomycetes; Sordariales; Sordariaceae. The coding region runs from base 1 to 435 and encodes 144 amino acids. Gene Ontology annotation, biological process: anaphase-promoting complex-dependent catabolic process; protein ubiquitination. Gene Ontology annotation, molecular function: zinc ion binding; cullin family protein binding; ubiquitin protein ligase activity. Gene Ontology annotation, cellular component: anaphase-promoting complex; nucleus.
AUGGCGGAUGUCGACAUGACCGACGCCCCGGCCUCUGCGCCUGUUGUUAAGAAGAACACCGCCGCCGAGACUAAGGGAAAGAAGGCAGACGGCAAGCCUCGCUUCGAGGUCAAGAAGUGGAACGCGGUGGCCCUGUGGGCUUGGGACAUUGUAGUUGACAACUGUGCUAUCUGCCGAAACCAUAUCAUGGAUUUAUGCAAGUUCCCUCUACACCCUCCUCUUGACACCCAACCUUAUACUAAUCUUGAACUUUGGAUCCUUUUAGGCAUAGAGUGCCAGGCAAACCAGUCAUCCGCCACCUCAGAAGAAUGCACAGUGGCGUGGGGUAUUUGCAAUCACGCGUUCCAUUUCCAUUGCAUCUCGAGAUGGCUCAAGGCGCGUCAAGUGUGCCCUCUCGACAACAGAGAUUGGGAGUUCCAGAAGUACGGCCGUUAA